Cryptotermes secundus is the source of this 2884-nucleotide messenger RNA. Its product is annotated as protein fem-1 homolog CG6966. The record is from RefSeq and is a predicted model, not a curated record. NCBI's taxonomy places the organism in Eukaryota, Metazoa, Arthropoda, Insecta, Blattodea, Kalotermitidae. Bases 130 to 2028 code for a protein of 632 amino acids. The transcript is spliced from 6 exons. Gene Ontology annotation, molecular function: protein binding.
UCCUUGGAACUAACAGCAAGCCAUAUUGUGUUUUGUUCAUCAGUUCAGUUUGUCCGUCACAGCUGCUGCGGAGAGCUGCGGCGGAUAAAAUUGGUUAUUUCCAUAGUUUGAGGACCUGUGUCCCAGGUUAUGAUGCAAGAAAUGGACUUCAAGAAUGUCAUCUAUAAUGCAGCAAGGGAUGGCAAACUCCGACGCUUGAAGGUAUUUCUGGAUCAUCGUACCAAGGAGGAAGUGCUUAUGUUGGUAGCUGCUAAAACAAAUGGUGCAACUCCACUAGUGAUGGCAUGUCGUAAUGGCCAUUAUGAUGUAGCAGAAUACCUCAUAGAACACUGUAAAGCUGAUAUUGAACAACUAGGAUCAGUUGUCUUUGAUGGAGAUACUAUCGAAGGUGCCCCACCACUGUGGUGUGCUGCAGCAGCCGGACAUUUACCAGUGGUUCGUCUGCUAGUUCGUAAUGGGGCCAGUGUCAACAGUACUACACGCACCAAUUCCACGCCACUUCGAGCAGCUUGUUUUGAUGGGCAUUUUGAGAUUGUUAAGUUCCUUGUAGACCAUGGUGCUGAUAUUGAAGUUGCAAAUCGCCAUGGUCACACAUGCCUCAUGAUUGCCUGCUAUAAAGGACACUUCCGCAUCGCCAGGUUUCUUCUCGGUCUAGAUGCUAAUGUGAAUCGUAAGAGUGUGAAAGGAAAUACUGCCCUUCAUGACUGCGCAGAAUCAGGAAGCUUGGAAAUACUCAAACUGCUCAUAGAACAUGGAGCAAAAAUGGAUGUAGAUUCUUACGGAAUGACACCACUGUUAGCAGCUAGUGUUACAGGUCAUACACACAUUGUCGAAUAUCUUAUCAAGUUACCAGACUUGGUUUCUCGAACAGAGAGGGUGGAUGCAUUGGAACUACUUGGAGCCACUUAUGUUGAUAAAAAACGAGACAUGAUUGGUGCUCUUGAACUCUGGAAGAGAGCCAUGGAUGACAGGUAUCCCAUAGGCUCCACACAUCUACCCAAACCAAACCAGAGAAAUACUGUUGCAGCCUAUGAUCAUGCAAGAGAAAUUAGAGAUCUGGAAGGUUUAGAAGACUUACUAGCAGAUCCAGAUGAAAUGCGGAUGCAGGCACUUGUAAUUCGUGAGCGUAUCUUGGGUCCAGCUCACCCUGAUACUAGCUAUUAUAUUCGUUACCGAGGAGCAGUAUAUGCAGAUGCUGGAAAAUUCAACCGUUGUGUUGCUUUGUGGAAUUAUGCCCUGGACAUGCAACAAAGUAUGCUGGAACCUCUUAAUCCCAUGACACAGAGUUCCUUAUUUUCCUUCACUGAGCUUUUUUCAUUCAUGAUGGGUGAGCAGGGACGACCAUCAACCCGGGGACGACGUGUUCCGCCUGCCGCUUUCACAGACUUGAUGACUGUUUUCAAGAAAUCAGUACGUGAGGUAGAAGCAGGUGUAGAGAUGCUAGACAAGAUUCCAGGAGGAGAACGAGAUGCAACGUACCUUCACCGUGUACUAGUGAUUUCCCUACACCUAGCAUGUUUAUUAACCAGACUUCUACCAGAUGUGUCUUCUGAGCAACGCCACAAAGUGCACUGUUUCAUGUACAGACUUGUGAAACAAGAUGUUCACACACGUUUGGGGUGCACUGCUCUCCACUUAGCUUGCUCUAUUGAUGCUGCUUUGGUAGGUCGUUAUCCUGCCUGUCAGUUCCCAUCAUCCCAUCUGGUCGAUGUUUUGUUAACGGUUGGUGCUGAUGUAGAUUCUCGAGAUGAAACAGGAAAUAUGCCUCUUCAUUUGGCAGCAAUGAGCAAGCCAUGUCCACCUGCACUGGUACGCAAGCUAUUGGAUCAUGGUGCACAUUUGGAUGCAGUAAAUUCAGCUGGGCACACCUUUCCCCAGUUGCUCAAAGGACAAGCUAUACAUGAAAUAGUAAAUCCAUUGAAAUACACAACCCUAAGCUGUCUCGCAGCAAGAGUUAUUGUCAAACAUAAUAUACCAUACAAAGGAAUUAUACCAGUAACACUAGAGCCAUUUGUAGAGCAGCACUGAAUAAUAAUGUGUUUUCACCAGCCACAAGUCUGUAUGGUGCAUUGUUACAAAUACUGACCUAUUUAAAAGAUCAGGUCAUAUGUCACUAUCAGGAAGUCAUUGUGUCAAUAUACACCAUGUUCAGUUUCAAAUCUUCCCUUGACUUCUGGUCUGGUAAUAAACACAUGCCAUAUUACUAUAAUUGUGAUAACUUUUGUAAGGCUGUCAUGGAAAUAUGGAUGUGAUAUUUUUUGUGAGAUUGCCUGUAUAUAAAUUUCUCAAAUAUAAUUUAAAUCCUUGAUGUGUUGUCCCUGAGCUCUGUUUUAGGAGUGGGACAUUAUCAUCAUUCAAACCCAGCUGGCAUGAAUUGUCAUUGGAAAAGUGACAGUGAUGUUAAAUUUUUCAACAUGUUACGUUAAGUUUGUGAAAAUUGAACUCCAUAACCAAAAGUGCUUUUCCACUGUUUUUCAGGUUGGUCAGUCACUAGUCUGUCGUUUGCAGUGGUACUGUUUUGCUCUAAAACUUGCUGCUUUUCUUACAUAAUUAAAAUAAUUGUGUUGCAAUAUGUUUUUGUUUGUUUUUUUAAGUUUGUUAACCAAGUUUGUAAUUUUUGUGGUAUUUUAUAACCACUGUAUAAAGAUUUACAGAUUUACUUUCAAAUGAUAUGAAAUGCUAAAAUUAUUUUGGGGACUUCAAUUCUGAAUUUUAGAAUAUGGUUCUUCCUUGAAAACAGGAGUUAGGCAUUGUUAAAAGCAAGAUAUGCAGAGAAAUUAUUAUUAGUUGUUAUGGCAUUUCAGUUGCCCUAAUAAUGUUAACAGUGUCUUACCAUUAUACGAGCUAAUUAAAUUACAUAAAUAAUAAAAUAGUGGGAAUAAAA